UGGCACCCAGGAUGGCAGUGCAAAAAAGGAUGAGGAUUUCAAGGGCAAGUCCCAGAGGCAGGUCCAGUUCAACCCGGGGCAGACCACAGCCAUGUGGCGGGUUCGGAUCCUGACUGAUGGGAAGUAUGAGCAGGCUGAGACCUUCCAAAUUUUGCUGUCAGAGCCGGUGAUGGGUGUAAUGGAGUUUCCUGUCGCGGCAACAGUUGAGAUCCUGGAUCCUAAUGACGAGUCGACUGUGUUCUUCCCGGAGCAGAUGCACUCAGUGGAGGAGGAUGUUGGGGAGCUUUUCAUCCCGGUGCACCGCAGCGGAGACAUCAGCCAGGAGCUCAUGGUGGUCUGCUUCACACAGCAGGGUUCAGCCACUGGGACCAUUCCCACCACCGUCCUUUCAUACUCGGACUACAUCUCCCGUCCAGAGGAGCACGGCAGCAUCCUCCGCUUCGACAAGGGCGAGAGGGAGAAGCACUGCCGCGUGGUGGUCAUCGACGACUCUUUGUACGAGGGCGAGGAGAGCUUCAACGUCACUCUGUCGCUGCCUGUCGGGGGCCGUCUCGGGAUGCACUACCCAACCACCAAAGUCAAUAUCUUGGAGGACAUGGGCGACGUUCCUGUGUUUUACUUCGGAGAGGUGGAGUACAACGUGGAUGAGAGUGAUGGGUUUGUGGAGGUCAAAGUGUGGAGGACAGGAACGGAUCUGUCAAAGACCGGCACUGUCACCGUGCGCUCUCGCAAGGCCGAGCCCGUCUCUGCUGAAGCCGGCAUUGACUAUGUGGGCAUCAGCCGUAACCUGGACUUUGCCCCCGGUGUAAGCAUGCAGACGUUCAGGGUCACCAUCCUGGAUGAUCUGGGACAACCUGAGCUGGAGGGAAUGGAGAGCUUUGAGCUUGUCCUACGUAUGCCAGUGAACGGCAUUCUGGGAGAACCCGGGAAAGCUGCAGUCUUCAUCAAUGACUCAGUGUCUGACUUGCCGAAGGUCCAGUUCCGUGAGCCCGUGUACACCGGAGAGGAGAGCGACGGUCAGAUCACAGCGACAGUGUACCGCAGCGGAGACAUCAGACACAAAUCCACCGCCCGCUGCUACACCCGGCAGGGCUCUGCGGAGGUCGCCUCUGACUUUGAUGAGCGAUCCAACACGGAUGCGUCUAUCAUCACUUUCCUGCCAGGCGAGACAGAGAAGCCUUGUGUUCUGUCACUGGUUGAUGACACGCUGUACGAGGAAGGAGAGGAGCUGCGGUUGGUCUUAGGGAACCCGAAGAGCGACUCACAGUUUGGCGCGUCAGUGGGAGCUCUGAGUGAGACCCUGCUGAAAAUCAAGGACACGGCUGACAAACCCAUCAUCCGAUUUUUGGAAUCAAAGUUCAGUGUCAGUGAACCGAAAGAAGCCGGCACAGUAGCAACUGUGAGGGUCCCUGUGGUACGAGUUGGAGACACAUCAAAGGUGUCCGUUGUUCGCGUUCACACCAAAGACGGGUCAGCUGUCUCAGGAGAGGACUACUACCCCGUGUCUCAAGACAUUGAGUUCAAAGAGGGGGAUAAGGAACAUAUCGUGGAGGUGGAGGUGCUGUUUGAUGGAGUCAGAGAGAUGAGGGAAGCCUUUACUCUCCACCUGAAGCCGGAUGAAAACAUGGUGGCUGAAACUCAGGUAACUAAAGUGAUAGUGUACAUCGAGGAGACAAACAGCAUGGCUGACGUCACCUUCCCCUCGCUGCCACAUGUGUUGUCGCUGCUCCAUUACGACGACGUCGCCAUGACCUCAGACAACCUUCACCCACCAGCUGGAUACCCAGUCAUCUGUGUCACGGCGUGCAACACAAAAUACCCAGACUACGACAAGACGGGCUCGAUCUGUGUCAGCGAGCACAUCAACAACACUCUCACCCGCUACCGCUGGCUCAUCAGCGCCCCAGCUGGCCCCGAUGGCGUCACCAGUCCCAUGAGGGAGGUGGACUUUGACACCUUCUUCACAUCCUCCAAGAUGAUCACACUGGACUCGGUCUACUUCCACGCAGGCUCCAGGAUCCAGUGUGCAGCCAGGGCUGUUAAUUCAAAUGGGGAUGAGGGUUUAGAGCUAAGCAGCCCCAUUGUCACCAUCAACAUGCAGGAAGGCAUGUGUCAACCACGUAAGAUGGGGACAGUCGGCGCCGAGCCUUUCUCCGCCAAGCUACGCUACACUGGAGCGGACGACCCAAAACACCCCAACCUCAUCAAAGUGACUGUCACCAUGCCGCACAUGGAUGGCAUGCUUCCGGUAAUCUCCACUCGCCCCCUCAUGAACUUUGAUCUGACUCUCAGUCCCGACGGAACCCGGGUUGGAAACCACCGCUGCUCCAACUUGCUCGACUACAACGAGGUCACCACAGGUCACGGCUUCAUCACUGCCUCGACGCGCAGCCCUGAGAGUAUGGGAGACACGGCGCCCUACCAGUUCAGCGACUCCCUGCGAGGGAACAGCACGCUGCGCUUCUACAGGAACCUGAACCUGGAGGCCUGUCUGUGGGAGUUCAGCAGCUAUUACGACAUGUCUGAGCUGCUCACAGACUGUGGAGGCACCAUAGGGACCGACGGACAGGUGCUGAACCUGGUCCAGUCCUAUGUGACCCUGCGCGUGCCUCUCUACGUGUCUUAUGUGUUUCACUCUCCUGUGGGAACCGGAGGCUGGCAGCACUUUGACCUGCAGUCAGAGCUGCGCCUCACUUUUGUGUACGACACGGCCAUUCUGUGGAAGGACGGCAUCGGGAGCCCCCCGCAGGCCGAGCUUCAGGGUGCGCUGUAUCCAACCAGCAUGCGGAUCAACGAGCAGGGACGGCUGGUGGUGAACUUCCGCACCAAGGCUCGAUUCAGGGGUCUGUUUGUGCAUUCUCAUUCUGGAGGCAGAAUAAAAAGAGAAACCUCCAUGUCCUCCAUGGUGAUGAGUGUGGACCACCCGGGCCUGACUUUUAACAUCACCUUAGUGAGGAGUGAGCCCACAUACAACCAGCCAGUCCAGCAGUGGACCUUCACCUCUGAUUUUGCUGUGAGAGACUACUCUGGGACCUACACCGUGAAGCUGAUCCCCUGUACAACAGCCCAGAAUAUGGAAUACACUGUCCCACCUGUUUGCAGCCCCAGAGAUCCAAUCACAUUCGACCUGGACAUCAGAUUCCAACAGGUGAGCGACCCAGUUGCAGUGGAGUUCAGUCUGAACACUCAGAUGUUCCUGCUGUCCAAGAGGAGCUUGUGGCUCUCUGACGGCUCCAUGGGUUUCGGUCAGGAGACUGAUGAAGCCUUUUCUGAGGGUGAUACAAUCUACGGCCGUGUGAUGGUGGACCCUGUGCAGAACCUGGGGGACUCGUUCUUCUGUAGCAUUGAGAAGGUGUUCCUCUGCACCGGUGCGGAUGGAUACGUACCAAAGUACAACCCCACCAAGUUUGAGUUCGGCUGCUUGGCUGACUCUCCAUCACUGCUCUAUAGAUUCAAGAUUCUUGACAAGGCUCAGCCAGAGACUCAGGCGCGUGUGUUUGGUGAUGUUGGUUUUAAUGCUGUGCUGGCAGUGGAUGACCCUUCAGCCUUGUCCCUCGUCAGACAGCCGGGGUCUGAUGGCUUUAAGCUGGACUCUACAGCCAUGUUCCAGGUUGCUGCAGGCCGUGAGUGGUACAUCCACACCAUUUACACCGUCCGCUCCAAAGAGAAUGCUAACAGAGGCAUCGGAAAGCGCAGCCUGGAGUAUCACUCCUUUGUUUCAGCUGCCAACGAUCUUGCUCUGACCUCACCAAGCGGCAAAGGUCAUCGCUCCAGGAGGUCGGCCGGCGACGAAGUCCCCGUGGUGGCUGAGGAUAUCGGAGCGGAAAACAGCAGAGGCACCAAUAUCAUGCACAUCGCUUUGGACCGUACCAAGCGUGGGGGUUCCAACGAGCUGUUUUCCCGUGGGCUGGAACCGAGCGAGCUGAACGCAGAGGAGGAAGAGGAGGGUGUGGUGACCGUGGUGGGGGCACUGGUGGGGCUGCUGCUGACUGUGCUCAUCGUUGUCACCAUCGUGUUGGUGCUGAGGUCCAGACAGAAGGACGGGAAGGAGGGAUGGAGGGAGGGCGUGCAAGAGGUGGUGAAAGGGUCUGUCAGUACGGAGCCCAUGUUGGUGGUGAGGAUGCAAGACUGCCACAACAGCUCGGAGGUCUGACAAACAGAUGCAUGGAUGGACAGAUGAACACAUGGGUGAAGAGUAUGUGAGGGGAUUUUGUAAUUUUUUUAUUUGUAUUUUCAACUGUUAUUGAAUUACUGUCAUAACACCAAAAAUCUGAGACGGAUCAUAUUGGUUAUUGGGUAUGUGUAUGAUGUCUGUGGGGGGAUUUUUACAUGAUGUACCAUGACGACUGCAACGGCACCAUGGUCCUCUGUGUGUCUUCACUUCACAUUCCUAUCUGUGCUGCUGGUAGCCCGGUAUUUUCUUUUCUCACAUGCGUCCUGGUGUUAAAGUGCCUGCAGCAGUUCCACCCUUCAGAACCGGUCCCAGUCACGGAGAGAUCUUUAACCAUAAAGCUAGUGUCACGCAGGCCAAGUCUGAGAUUAAGAGCUGCAGAUGUAGCGCUGAUAGAGGGCACUGCUUGAUUUUAUGUUCAUUCAGAAAGUAAAUGUUGACCUAAAAAAACGACCCUCUCCCUACGUCAGUCAAGACUUCUCUGAAGUUAAUCAAAGUAUAAGUAGCCAAAACACCAUAUUUUAGACAAACUGCAAAAAUAAUGUUGAUUUAAUGUGCAAUGAAUUGAAGUCAACUUUUUAGGGGCUCAUUAAAUGUGUAAUUCAUGCAAAAGUCUAGCUGUUGACUAUAUUGCCACCUACUGUCGAUUCAUUGCUAUAUAAUCACAUUGUUUUGGUUAUUAUUGGGGAUUCAAAGGUAAGACUUAGACUUAGUCUAAUUUGGGUGCUAUUCAGAAUGUUUGGCCACAAAUAUUUAGGAACAUGCUGCUUUAGGCAGAUGAAUAUUCAUUUUUUGGGUAAACUUUGCCUUUAGGGCUCAUUUUCUUCUUGACAUUUUAGCUGGAAUUAUACAUAUACAUAUUAAAACAUUUUGAUUAAACAAUAUAUACUCAAAAUAAUAAGAAACACAAGAUUCUAACACUUUUUUUCCCCUAAUCUGUAAGCAAAACUUCCCGACCUUACACGUCAUUCUUGAAAGGGAUGGAUACCUCUGCAGUUACAUAAUGUGUUUCUGAGCCUGCAGCUCGUCUUUUAACUCCAGUCACUUUUAAUUUUCUUUAACCAUAUGAUGAGGAAUGUUUCCAUGGAUGUAUUAAGCAUUUAUUUUGUUGCUGCGUUGGUUGAUUAAUCUAUUUUUUUGUGUUUUAUAAGCUCAUAUUUACUUUAUAAUGUGUUGACAGUUUAUAACUGCUUCUGUUACCACAAUAUUUAAAACUAUCCAUCUUUGCGGCAUUAUUGCUCCACUAUGUCUUUCUGUGAUGUAAUAAUAUUUAUACAACUUAUCAAUACUUUGGGCAUAAUUUUUCAUAUAUUUUUUAUUGACACUGGUUAAAGUUGGUAUGUUUAAAGACACUCAGGUGUGAUUUGCUUUACACAAAAUGGACUGUGUGUUGUAACACUAUUUACUACUGAAGAGAAUCUCUGCAGAGCCACUAUCCACGUCUGUGUUACACUGCUAAUAAGUGUGGUGCUGUGAACAUGCAAAUGCUGUAUCCAUAUCUGAAGGUCUGACCCUUAAUCUUCUCACGUCAUGUUCCUGUGAGCUCUGUUGUCGCAAGUGCUGUGUGGGAUUUCAAUGUUCUGAGUCAUGUUUUUGUAACAAAGGAUGCAAAAAAAAUAGCUGCUUACAAAUGAGUAUGUCACCAUGACAAGUGUUAUGUUUGAGCCAUUUAACAUUUACCUGCUGUCUCAUUUUUCUUUGCUAUCACUGGUGAAAUUUCCUUGUUUACAUGUGUUGUUAAACCUUUGUCCUACUCUGUGAUGGUAAACAACAUGCUGAUGUCAGUGUGCCUGAAUAUUUGUCUUAUUAUGGUGUCAUCAGUCAUCACUGUAUAAUUAUUUCCAGUGUUUAUCAGGGCUAGCUAAUAUGAUGAUGAACCAGAAACCAACUGAGGUGUAACUCAGCAAGGGAUGCGAUGAUGAUACAUUCAAUAGUCUGCUAAAAACCAGCUGUGAUUUUUUUCUUUUCUUUUUGAGGGUGGGCCCUGAUAGUUUGGAAAUAACAACAUGUCUGACAUGAAAUGCACUUUUCUAAUCACAUCCCUCACAUGCCAAUCCAAGCUAUGCAAUGUAAUGUAUAUCCCACAGCCAGUUUACCCCGUGUAUAUGACAAUUUUAGCACAAACAAUCAAACUUGAUAUUCAGUUUGUGUCUUUUUAUGAAUGGGUUUUUAUGUAUAUGUAUUUAAGAAUAAAUAUUGUUGCUUA
Molecule: messenger RNA, 6377 nt
Organism: Labrus mixtus (cuckoo wrasse)
Lineage: Eukaryota; Metazoa; Chordata; Actinopteri; Labriformes; Labridae
Product: FRAS1-related extracellular matrix protein 2-like
Exons: 21
Coding region: 92-4153 (1353 amino acids)
Biological process (GO): cell communication
Cellular component (GO): membrane
Source: RefSeq, a predicted model, not a curated record